Molecule: messenger RNA, 1907 nt
Organism: Aethina tumida (small hive beetle)
Lineage: Eukaryota; Metazoa; Arthropoda; Insecta; Coleoptera; Nitidulidae
Product: BUD13 homolog
Exons: 3
Coding region: 144-1835 (563 amino acids)
Biological process (GO): mRNA splicing, via spliceosome
Cellular component (GO): RES complex; U2-type spliceosomal complex
Molecular function (GO): RNA binding
Source: RefSeq, a predicted model, not a curated record
AAUAAUUGUGGAGAUUAUUAUUGUUAAAAAUGUACCAAUAAGUGUGAAAAAGGAACAAGAAUUCACCUAAAAGACACUCACUGAAGAAGAAGUUUAACCCUUAAAAAAACCUUAUUUAACCAUUUGAAAAAUAAACCAAACAAAUGUCUGUUAUAAACCAAAAAGAGUAUUUAAAAAAAUAUUUAGGUAUAGGCAAAAAUCCUGGCGAAAAGAAGAAGAAAAAAAAGAAAAUUGUAUCUAAAACUGUGCAUAUUAUUGAUGAUGACAUUGAUUUACAUUCCAAUGAUAUUCAGGAAGACCUCAAAGGUCCUGACGAAGACGCACCCCAAAUAGUUGCCAUUAUUGAUGAAAGACCUCCAUCAUUGAGGGUUGAUGAAAAGCACAACAAACUAUGGCAACCGAUUGGUGAAACGGCCAGUACAAGUGCCGCAAGUAGUGGCAUUAGUAUAAAAUUGGAAGUGGGUGAAAAAACAAUACCCAAAUCCAACGCACUUAAAAAGAAAUCCAGUGAAACCACUUCUUUAAAAAAGAUUAAAGUCGAAAAGCUGUCGCCGCCACACAAUGAUGAUAAUACGCCACCAAGAAGAAGAAUUAAAGAUGAAGACUUUUCCCCACCUAGAAGGAUUAAAUCAGAAAGUAAUGGUGACAACUCACCAACCAGAAGACCUAAAGUGGAGAGAUCUCCUAGAAGAAGGAAUAGUGACAGUUCACCUCCUCGAAGGGUAAAAAAUGAAGACUGCUCUCUCCCUAGGAAACAUAUAAAAGUAGAAGAUUCUUCUCCACCAAGAAGAAACAUUAAAAAUGAAGAUUCUUCACCCCCUAGAAGAACAAAUUCGGACUUAUCGCCACCCAGAAGGCGGCACAAUGAUGUAAGUCCCCCCAGAAGACAUGUUAAAACAGAAGACUCUUCACCUCCUAGAAGAAAAAUUAAAACAGAGGACUUAUCACCACCCAGAAGGAGAACUGAACAUUCAUCACGAAACCAGGAUGAACCCAGUACUUCGAGAAUAGACUCGGACUCAUCGCCUCCAAGAAGACACAGGUCCGAUUCAUCCCCUCCAAGAAGGCGCAAACCUGACUCGUCUCCAAGAAGGCACAGACCAGACUCAUCUCCAAGAAGAAACAAACCCGACUCUUCCCCACCAAGGAAGCGGCGAUUCAAAGAGCAAGGACGUUCCAGAUUCGGAGACGCUUCGCCGCCGAGGAGGGAUGACUCGCCGCCGAAAAAGAAAAUGUCCGAGACGUUGGACGGAAAGAGGGCCGGGCUGCAGAACGCCGCCGAACUGGCCAAAGAAACGAUGGCACUGAAACAGAGGGAGGACGAAAUGUUUAAGAAGAUGUCGGCUGACGUGUCCGGCAGGAAUGCCGAGACCGUUGUCAGAAACAAGAAGCCCGUGGAUCCGGAGGAGGAGAUGAGGAAGAUGGAGAAAGAAAGGGAGAUGAAGGAGAAGUACAGUAAAUGGGGGAGAGGGUUGAAGCAGGUGGAGGAUAUGAAUGAGAGAAUGUCACAGGAGUUGUACGAAAUGAGCAAGCCGCUGGCAAGGUACAGGGAUGAUGAAGAUUUGGAAAGGUACCUCAAAGAACAAGAAAGAGAAGGGGAUCCAAUGUUGGCUUACAUUAGGAAAAAGAAGAAGAAGGAGGCUGUUGACGCUGGUGUUCCAGAAAAACCAAUGUAUCAAGGUGAAUUUAUGCCAAACAGAUUUGGCAUUCGACCUGGUUAUAGAUGGGAUGGUGUUGAUAGGUCCAAUGGAUAUGAGAAGAAAUGGUUUACAGUACAAAAUACCAAGAAAGCUGAACUGGAGGAAUCCUAUAAAUGGUCCACGGAAGACAUGUAGACUCUUUUUAUAUUAUAAUUAUGUUUUAUUUAAUAUAUAUGUACAUAUAAUAAAACAAUAUUUAAUGUGUCA